Molecule: messenger RNA, 4746 nt
Organism: Mobula hypostoma (lesser devil ray)
Lineage: Eukaryota; Metazoa; Chordata; Chondrichthyes; Myliobatiformes; Myliobatidae
Product: UBA-like domain-containing protein 1
Exons: 3
Coding region: 559-1029 (156 amino acids)
Molecular function (GO): protein binding
Source: RefSeq, a predicted model, not a curated record
CAACCGGCUCUUCGAAAAGGCGCCGUCUUCUCCCCCAGGGGAAAGCCACCUGAGUAUAAUAAUUUCUAAAUGUGAAUGAUAGGAAAGCGGUGGCGAAGGGAGAAAAUAAUCCCCGUGCCGAACCCGGGCAAGGAUCGCCGGGAGGAAGAAAGUACAGCCGUUGUUGACCCCCCGCCCCCGCUCACUCUGAAUUCGUUGGGAGCGCGAGCGCCGGCGCCGUGGCGUCAACAGUCAAUCAAUGGACGGGCGUGCUGUGACGUCACCUGCCAUUCAUGGGAGGGGCGUGGCCCGGGCUCUGAACGCUACGUAAAUAUUUGUAUUCGUGUUGGGACCCGCUGGUGUCUCGGAGCACGUUAGUGUAAGAGCUUGGCGAGCAAAAACAAACAACCACCGACAUAAUUAACAGGAGGGCAAACACACAGCGGCUCGGGCGAGGAAAAGUUACCGGCUCGCCCCCCCUCCCCGACCGUCUCCGCAGUCGGUUAGCAAUAUUUACAAGAGUGCGUGAGGCGGGGGAAGAGCAGAAGGGACUUCGUCUCCCUGUCGCUGGCUCCCACCAUGUCCGUUAAUAUGGACGAGCUGAAACACCAAGUGAUGAUAAAUCAGUUCGUGCUGACCGCAGGGUGUGCGGCGGAUCAGGCGAAGCAGCUCCUGCAGGCAGCGCACUGGCAGUUCGAGACGGCCCUGAGCGCCUUCUUCCAAGAAGCCAACGUGCCCUACAAUCAUCAUCAUCAGAUGAUGUGCACUCCAGCUAAUACACCUGCAACACCUCCUAAUUUUCCAGAUGCACUUACAAUGUUUUCAAGGCUGAAAGCUUCAGAAAGCUUCAACAGUAGCAGUCCGAUUGCCUCAAUGGCAACAUCUCCUCCUCCUGUAAACUUCAACUCAGGCUGGCCAAUGUCUCCUCCAAAUCAGCAGGGCAUGUGGACUCCAGCAUCACCCACUCCACAUACUGGCUGGCCAGCAGCAGUGUCCCAACAAACCACCUCAGAACAGAAGGUUAAUGUUGCCAUGGAGGCUGAGAGAUGAGGCCUAGUUAUGGCUUUGUAGGUGAAGCAGGAAAAGUCUUGCAUGGGUCAAUAUAAAAUAGUUUCUGUUGUAUUGUGCUGCAGCUAAUCUGAACUGAAGGAAUACAAUAGGGAAGAUUCAACUUCGUAGCAGAAGAAUUAUGGGUCCAGCAAUUUUCAAACAAAGCCUUGUUUCUGGAGUUUGCAUGUGUGUGACACAAUUAAAAGACUUGCAAGUCCAUCAGCCUGACUUCAAAAAUGGAAUUGUUAACCUUGAGUAACUUGUUUAUGAUCGUUGACCCUUCAAAAGGAACCUAUCAGUGAUUAGCUGCUAUAUUAGAGACAACCAUGAAGAUCACUAAUGGUUUUUAAAGAAUACUCCGUUACUUUUUUGCAGUAAAAUUGUGGCAGUUGUCAAUUGAAUUACAGGGUGGGAGUAUGUGGAAUUGCAGCAACGGACAAUUAAAACAAAUAAUAAACUUUAAUACAGGGAUUGCAAAUUAGGUUUUCAAAUCAUUGUUUAUCUUUGUAUUUGGUUUGUGAAUGAGGUUUUCUGAGGGAAGGGGAAACUAGAAAAGCAGUCCUAGUGUACUGACUGCAGGCAGACUACUACAGUAAGGUUUUAAUGUUUUAUAUAAAAAAGUGCCAUUGCAUGAUACUGUACAUUAAAAUGUAAACAUUGGGGGGAGAAGAAAGUUUAAAAAAAACAAAAAAAAAUGUGUUUUGCUACUCUUAACAACUGUGUGAUAGAAUUUAAAUUCACCUUAGCAACAGUUGCAAUGAGUACAGGUUUGUCCUUUUUGUCAAACUUGGACUAUAUAAUUUUUUUUUGUACUACGUUAUGCGCAGGCAGGGAGUACCAAUUAUUUUUAGAACUGUUUUAUCUAUCUUGUCACUUCCUCUUUCAUUGCUUCCCUAUUCUGUCUAUGUCCCCGGUUCAAGAAUGUUUAUGGUCAAAGAAACCCAAGUUGACAAAACAAAUCUUUGCACAAAUUGUUUCCUUUACUUUUAAUGGAGAUUUCUUGCUUCUUGAGGAUUGCUUGUUCCGAAUAGAUCGAUAUGUAUUUUUUUUAAUGAUACUGUUCCACAAUAUUUGUGGAGUACCUGAUGAAUAAUUAACUUAUCUUUGUGUUGGUAAAUAAAUAUUGUAUGUACUAAUGGUACUCCUCCUGUACUGAUCUUAUAUUUAACCUUAGCAGAUGGUAAGUAUGCCAUCAGUUUUAAAUAAAAAUUGAAGCACAAUAAAUAUGAAUUGAAACUAUAUAUUUGAAGAUUCAGUAAUUUGAUUAUAUCCUAUUUAAGAACCAUGCACAAGUUUUGAUGUGGACUUCUUUCUUUCCUGAAUAAAUUGAGUAUAUAACUAGAGAACAGACAGAGUGAUUACAUGCUUUACAGCACAGAAACAGACUGUUUUGAACACUAUCUAUGUCGACAGUAUGAAAUUGAGCAUUAUUGGCAAGACAGAUAUACUCAUGAUUUAUCAAGAUGGCAUUACAGCACAGAGUAUAGAUGCGCAGUUCAUUUGUGUCAUAGAUUGGGAACUUUAAAGGUAUUUUUGGAAAUUUGAAACAAUGUUUGAAAUAAUUACUGUAUGUGUGCACUGCAAAUGUUUAAGCUAAUCUCUGGUGUACAGUCAUCCAGUCACACAAUGAUUGGAAUGUUGGUCUGAAUUUGGCUUGUGAACAUACUGUGAAAUUAUUAGAAAACAGGAAAUGCUGAAUUUUUCUCAUAACCUUUUUACAAAAGAAAUCAAUUGGUGUGUAGUGAAUUAUUUGUUGCUAAAUCAGGUAGCUUGGAAUGGCAUUAUUUAUGCAUAUCCCCAUGUAGAAUUUUUAUUUUGUUUGAAGUGUUACAGUUUCAACAAUCAUCUCCCUUCUGUUCUCCAUUUGAGUUUUCCAGUGCAGACAUGUUGAGUUUUUUCCACCUGCAAAGGUCUUUUGAGAGUAUCUUGUUUUUACAUAUUGGGAAUCUUUAAUUACUUUAAUUCACUGGAGUUCAGUUUUUUUUUCCUUGGGCUCAAUGACAGCAUUUCAUAUUCUGACCUAUUUAUGUAUAUAUUUUUCUUUACGGCAGCAUUUAAUAUAUGUUGAUAUUUUGCUGAUAAACCCCAUUGGGCCUGAAUUCUAUUGCAUCCAACUUAGAGCAUUAGAUUUCUGUUGCAGAUUUUGCCUCAGCUGUUUUAGCUGUGGACUUUCCUGCUGGAAAAUGAGUCAACUUGAGGCAAUGAUGUUGGCAGAUAUGAGGGUUCUUAUGGAGGGAGGGGAGGAGCUCCACCUCAAAAAUUAGGACCAGGGUCAGAUGAACGAAGGAAAGCAAAUAAAUGGCAAUGGUAUUGAUAAGAAGAAUGGGAGUGAGGGAUGGGUUUGAGGAAGGUUGGGAAUAAUCAGUGAUUUCGGUAAAGAUCGUGUGUAGACCAGCUCAGGCGCCCUGAUGGAUUGAAGAAGAGCAGCUCUAGCUUCUAUGUUGAGGGCUGAGCCACUUAUGGCCUAUGGGGUCAGGAGUGACAUUGAGACAUGGGGUUUGUGAAGAAAGACUGUUCUAACCAUGAUCCCAAUCCAGCACUUUCACUAACUUUUCACUAAAUUGUCCAAUGAUUAUGCAACAUAUAAUGCUACAUUUUAUUCCCUCAGCAUUUUCCAAAUUAAAAUUGCCUUUUUCUGGUGUAAGGUGUGACACUGUCAAUUCAGGUCAUUCUAGAAAUAUAGCCAUUUUGCGGUAUGGUGGUAUAAUGAAUCAGCAACCAAAUUUAAGGAGCUUUUGAUCCAGAGACACAAAUGCUUCAAAUCUUACCCUUGCAUUUGUGGGAUUUCAGAUAAAGUAAUUCAUUUAAACGCAGUCUCAAUGAUGGGUACCAAAGAAUAUGGCUUAUUGCAAAACGGAUUCUCUUCACUAAUAUCCCUCAGAGGAGGGAAUCCACCAUUCUAAUAUCAUUCAGUGAAGAAAUCUGACAUCUUUGGAUAGGUCUAGUCUUUGUAUUUCACUCAUAAACUUAGUUGGCUCUUAAGAAGGUACUCAGUUCAGCAGUGGGUCAUUAAUGGCAGGCAACAUUGUCAGUAACUUACACCCUUGGCAUAAACAAUAUAGCUUACAGACAAUGUGAAGUAUUGAAAAGGAAAUUGGACAAAAUGAAACAGUGUAUUGGUAACCAUAUCAUUUUGUGACCCGUGACUGACUUACAAGAGUGAAUGAUUUUGGGAAAUGUCUAUUUAUUGAAUUGUCAUUAUCAUGCCUUAUGUCAGUUUAUAGUUCUGUAAUGCUGAGAAAUGCAGAGUUACGUGAUUAAAGAAAGUGAGUUUAAAAAUUAAUUGAAAAUCUUGUUUCUUCUGGGUUAAAAACAUCCUUGUCACAAGUUUGAACAGGAUUCUCCAGCAGCAUGUCAAUGUUUGCAGUGGUUUCUCCACUGCAGAUUCAGGUCAUUUCCUAUUUUCAUAUUCUGAUUUAAUUGACACAAGUCUUUGCUGUAACUGAACUGAAACUCUGUUACUUUUAAGAUGUUUCAUCUUUUUUAUAAAAUUCUCUUAAGCUCUAUCUAGUAUCUAUUAUGACCAUUCUGAAAAUGGGCCGGAGAAUUGGCAAAAGAGCUGGUGGCAUUGACUUCAUUGUUGUUUUUUUGCACAGACAUUCCUACCCAGUCCAUUUUAUGAAAUCUGACAUUUCAUUCUGACUUUUUUUGAGCUUUUGACAAACAGCAGGCACUUCGUCAUAGAUAUGUAUUUGAUGUCUGGCAUGGACAUAAGCC